AUGAGCGCAAUACUUUCAGCAGACGAUCUAAACGACUUUAUAUCACCUGGAGUCGCAUGCAUAAAGCCAGUUGAAAAUGUCAGCACAACGGCUGAUCCCUCUGCAGAUGAAGGCCAAGUUGAGAUUCAAAUAGACUCACAGGGCAACCCUUUGGAGAUCUCACAAAUAGAUGGCAAGCAGACGGCGUUGAAUCCGGCUCAGAUUUCAUUAGCUGAUUGUCUUGCAUGUUCCGGGUGUAUAACUUCGGCCGAGGAGGUGUUGGUGGCGCAGCACUCUCAUCAAGAGCUUUUGAAAGCGUUGGAGUCGCCAGACUCUAGAGGUAAGAUUUUCGUUGCUAGCAUAUCUCAGCAACUGCGAGCUUCGCUUGCAACAGCUUACAAUGUGGGCGUGGAGGAUAUGGACAAAUCACUUGUAAAUCUUUUGGUUUUUCAAAUGGGGUUUAAGUAUGUGGUGGGAACGUCAUUGGGAAGAAAACUUUCCCUUCUCAACGAAUCACAGAACACGAUCCUGAAAAAGAUAAAGGAGCAGAAUGAAGCUGGAGAGCAGGUGAAACACCCGGUGUUGUCAUCUGUAUGUCCUGGAUGGGUGCUAUAUGCGGAAAAGACGCACCCCUAUGUGCUACCGAUGAUAUCCACCGUUAAAUCAGCGCAACAAAUCACGGGAUGUCUCGUCAAGACCCUCACAGCGCAGGCCAAUAACGUUGCCACAUCGCAAGUCUACCAUUUAUCGAUCAUGCCCUGUUUUGAUAAGAAGUUGGAAAGCGCCAGGCCUGAGUUGUUUGGAGACUCGACUCCCGAUGUCGACUGUGUGUUGACUGCAAAAGAAUUGGUCACUUUGAUCGAUGAGUCGCAAGGGAAAUACCAAUUAGUCCCUACUAAACAAAGCUCUCAUUUGGUGGAACCAGCAAUAAUGCAUCUGAGCAUUGACAAAGUCUAUCAGCAGUUUGCGCCACCCAGUUGGCCCUUUGUGCAGUAUUCAUGGUCGAAUGACCCUGGCUCGUCAUCGGGUGGGUAUGCAUACACCUAUCUCCGUUUAGUGCAAGACACUCUCGUGAAGCGAGGUCACAACCGGCAAGACUUUGCAAUGAAGGUGAUUCAAGGCAAGAACUCGGAUGUUUAUGAAAUGCGGUUGCUUUAUCGAGAGGAAAAAAUCGCCAGUUCUGCCAUUGUCAAUGGGUUUAGAAAUAUCCAGAAUCUAGUGCGGAAAUUGAAACCGGGGAACAGCACUACAGGCGCGGGCCCAGCAACCAAAGUUAACCCACUCGCAGCUCGUCGAAGGGCAAGAGUGGCUGCUGCUAGAUCAGAGCUGCCAAAAGCUGCCGAUGAAGUAGCCGAUCCUUCGAAAGUUGACUAUGUCGAAAUCAUGGCAUGUCCUCAAGGUUGCAUCAAUGGCGGAGGUCAAAUUUCGUCCCCCAAUACCGAGACGACACCUGAGAAAGACUGGGUCAGCGAAGUGUUGUCAAAGUACAAUAGCGUGCCCAUGUUUGACUUGACUUUGAACCCUCAAGACUUGAUAAAGUUUACCCAGUGGAGUCAAGAGUUUGAGCUGGAGUUUAGCGUCAGUGACGAGAGAUUAUUUAGAACGCAUUUUAAUGAAGUGGAAAAGCCUAGUGAUCCUACAGCCAUCAUGGUUGGAUCGAAAUGGUGA
This is a messenger RNA of Lodderomyces beijingensis, 1647 nucleotides long. The record is from the annotation of a GenBank genome assembly. Lineage: Eukaryota; Fungi; Ascomycota; Pichiomycetes; Serinales; Debaryomycetaceae.